Molecule: messenger RNA, 2841 nt
Organism: Ictalurus punctatus (channel catfish)
Lineage: Eukaryota; Metazoa; Chordata; Actinopteri; Siluriformes; Ictaluridae
Gene: phf24
Product: PHD finger protein 24
Exons: 9
Coding region: 445-1695 (416 amino acids)
Molecular function (GO): calcium ion binding
Source: RefSeq, a predicted model, not a curated record
AAGAGACAGACACUGUCUCCACUCUCCAUGCCUCAGGAAGCUGCUGAUGUAUUUUACGUCUUUUGCAGCCUCACUCUGAUCUUAUUGGUCCAGUUCAGCCGGACCAAUGAAGAGCUUCCGUGUGCAGGAUGUUGGCAGUUGGAGUUGUUUUUUCUCCCUCGUUAGAGGCUCUGAGGAGCUUUUGCACCCAGUGACGUGCCAGUGCAUCCUCCUUUCAUUCAACUUUUAAUCUUGCGUUGCUUUGCAUCACCUGGAGGACUUCAGGACCAGGAGCUGUCCACUCUCCACUCACACUCACACUCCACCCUUAGCGUCACGAUCUCUAAUACACACACACACACACACACACCCUUCCACACUUGAGGCACUGACAUGCCGGGCUGCAGUGCGUGAAAAAGGAAGCGACAAAGUGCAUACGGAGUGCAGCUGAGUCUCAACGCAGUCAUGGGCGUUCUGAUGUCCAAGAAGCAGCAAGUGGAAAAGGUUCAGAAAUGCAACGCGGUGGUCUCAGCAUUUCGUGAGGGUCUUAAGACCCAGCCGAGUGCCACUCAGGCGCAAAACGACUCCGAGAUUAAAGAUGAGGCUCCAAACCAUCCGGAGUCUGAUGAGUCCGGACGAAAAGAGGAGGAUGGGAAACCUGGGCCUUCCACCGUUCCACCCAAAGAGGAGAACAAAGCCAAUCAGGAGGCCUGGGGCCGCUUACGGGAUGGGAAAGGAGUAGAGCCUGAGGAUUUACAUAAAUUGCAUCAGCUCACACCGCCAGCGUUUAUAAGGCCGAAGAGGCAGCCGAAUGACGAUCAGCCCAUACAGAUCGAGCUUGAUCAGAGAGAGCAGCCAGUAAAUGACGAGAUGUGCGAGGUGUGUGAAGUGUGGACGGCGGACGAUCUGUUCCCAUGUCGGACAUGUACGAGGGUGUUUCAUGAUGGCUGCCUGAAGGAGAUUGGAUACCUGCGCGCUGACACUGUGCAGGAGAUGAGAGACACGGCUCACACCACCACGGGCUGGAGCUGCUACUACUGCGACAACGUGAACUUGCUCCUUACUGAAGAAGAGAUGUACAGCCUGAUGGAAACAUUCAAGCAGUGCAAGAUCAUCCCAGAAUCCUGUCUUGUCUCAGACGAGCUCCUUCAGUACAGGCACUUCGUGUCCAAGCAGCUGUUUGAGAAGGAUCUGACGGACGAUCAGGAGGAGGAGGUGCUGGCCCAGUUCGCUGCUCUUGACCCAGAGAAGAAGGGACAGAUAGAGUGGUCAGAUUUCCUGUAUCACGAGUCGCUGUCCGUACUGCAGAAAUUUCGGACAGAGAACUCCCUGGUGCGUUUGCUUACGGCUAAAGAGCGAGACCGAGCGCGUGCAAUCUUCCAGAGUCUGGACCAGGAUAAAGACGGUGUUAUCACGGGUGGAGAGAGUCGGCGAGCCCAAACCUCAUGGUUCCAUAAGCACAGCAAAGAGCCUCAGUCCUGCAGCGUCAGACUCAGGGGAUUGUGUUCUCCUGUAAUGAAUAUGGGCAUCAGCCAUGUAGGCCCGAUAUCAGAGAGCAGUCCUGCCAGCUCAAGCAGUGACAAGAGCAGAGACAAGGCUAUGGAGAAGUACGACAACAGGCCGGUGACAUGGGACGCGUUCUUGCGCGAGAGCGCCAUCUACAUCCUGGCUGCUCGACCCAACAGCGGCGCCAUGCACAUCCGCCUGCCCCUGUAAUCCCGCCAAAGUCACCCUGGGGUCUGUAGGAUGGCAGUACAGCGCCCCCUAGACGUGUGGAAAAAGUCCUGGCGCUGAGAAAGGACGUGACACUCAGAGGCUGUAUAAGCCAUCGACGCACCCCGUCUCAAACAGAACACUAUUACUUCUAUAAGAGCUCACUGAAAAAAAAAAAAAAAAAAAAAAGAUUUUCUGAUUUUUUUUUUCCUGAGAUGUAUCUCUGGCACAUAUUGUAACCCGACCGAUCGCAGCUCAGGUGUCGGUCGGGUGAGAAGAUUGACAGCUAUUUCUGUAUGUAAGCUAUAAGGAGCACUGCCAUCUACUGUGUAUAAAAUAGCAAAAACGCACCACAGUAUUAAACCAUCAGCCUUUAAAUAUCCAGUGUUAGUCACUUGUGAUCAGAAUACGUGUGGGAUAACGGUGUUUGACCAGUUUUAAAGCCAUUGUAAACAAGAAAAGGACAAAAUGACCUUCAGUGUAGUGAGUAGCACAAGCACUAACAGGAGCGAAAGCGAUCUGCAUAUAUUAUAGAAUAUAUAUAAAAUAUAUAAAUGUGAAUAUUAAUAUGUAUUAUAUGUGUAUUUAUUCCUGAACCUCGUAGUUUUAAAAAUGUCCUGGUUUUAGAUGCACCAUGUUCUUCUUCUUCUUUUUUUUAUUAUUACAACCGUGCUAGUGAGUUAAGUGCAGACCAUUUAAUGAUAGGGGUUAAAUUUGUCACUAUUUGCCCAAUCCAACCAAAUCAAAGACUGACUAUUCACUGGCAUGUAAUUUUAAAUAGCUAAUCUUCUAAUCACUGGGUUAAAUUCUCCUGAGCAUUACCAGACGCUCAGUUUGAAUCUUUUAAUGAUUUGUUCCCCCCAGUUGACUCCUGAUGAUAAAUAUGUUGAAUUGAACCUAAAAACUUUGAAACCCUUGCCAGACUAUUUUUAGAAGCAAACCAAGCUCAGUAUAACAAUCUAUCAGCUCUUAUAAACAGUACUAAGUGGCUUCUACAGUGUUGUUAUUUUUGAGGGUCCAGCUCAGUGUACUUGCUUCAGUGGUGAUCACUUGUUGAGUCGAUUGAAGCAGUAGGUUCAAGUGAAAGUGCAGCGCUCCAAAUUCCGCAGCAGUUACUGGAAAUAAAAGCAUGGCAUUAACUCCACAACU